Messenger RNA from Drosophila novamexicana, 1575 nucleotides. Its product is annotated as spliceosome-associated protein CWC27 homolog. The transcript has 4 exons. Gene Ontology annotation, molecular function: peptidyl-prolyl cis-trans isomerase activity. Lineage: Eukaryota; Metazoa; Arthropoda; Insecta; Diptera; Drosophilidae. Gene Ontology annotation, cellular component: catalytic step 2 spliceosome. Gene Ontology annotation, biological process: protein peptidyl-prolyl isomerization; protein folding. The coding region runs from base 69 to 1568 and encodes 499 amino acids. The record is from RefSeq and is a predicted model, not a curated record.
GUUGCCAACCAUCAGCCUAGCGACGCUGCAGUAUAGAAUUUUAGUCUUAUUUGUUUAUUUGCUUAAAAAUGAGCAAUAUUUACAUCCAGGAGCCGCCAACAUCUGGCAAAGUUUUGUUGAAAACAACAGUUGGUGAUAUUGACAUAGAACUGUGGGCCAGAGAAUGCCCAAAGGCGUGUCGCAACUUUGUCCAACUCUGCCUGGAGGGCUAUUACAAUGGCACAACUUUUCACCGGCUGGUGAAGGGAUUCAUUGUACAGGGCGGAGAUCCGAAUGGCGAUGGCACUGGCGGCGAAUCGAUUUAUGGCCAGCCGUUUAAGGAUGAAUUCCAUUCGCGAUUGCGAUACUCUCGUCGUGGCCUGGUGGGCAUGGCCAACUCUGGCAAGGAUGACAAUGCCUCACAAUUUUUCUUCACAUUUGCGCCGACGCCAGAGCUGGAAAACAAGAACACACUCUUUGGCAAAAUCACGGGCGAUACAGUAUUCAAUAUGCUUAAGCUGGAGGAGGGCAUCGUCGAUCACCAGGAGCGCCCCAUGUACGCACAUCGCAUCAUUUCUACAGAAGUGCUUAGCAAUCCCUUCAACGAUAUUGUGCCGCGCUCCUUGCCCAAAGCAGCCUCAAAACCAAAGAAAACCAAAAAAGAAAAGCAAGGCGUAAAAAACUUUGGACUACUUUCCUUUGGAGAGGAGGCCGAAGGGGACGAACAGGAAACGAGCAUAUUUGUAAAACAAAAUGCUGGUAAAGCAAAAUCCUUACAUGAUGCCACGGAUGACCCAAAGCUAAGCAAGGAGCCCAUUAAGGUGCCCAAAACAGAGCGAGCGCCAAGCGAGGAAAAUUUGUCAGAUGACUGCGAAGAGACUGUCACUAAAAAAGCCGCCACUUGCUCAGAUAUUAUAAAGAGUAAACUCGCCAGAGCAACUAAGUCCACAUCGGCAAAGCCGGUCAAACGUGAACAGAUCAAAAGCGAAUCAGAGGAUGACGAUGAGGACAUUCUGAUGACCCAGGAGCAAGAACAAAACCAGAAAAUCUCCAAAGAAAAGUCCAAAAUACGUGAAGAAAUUGCGUCAUUGAAGCGGCAAUAUCAAAUGGAUAAGGUCAGCAAGGAGAAACAACUUUCCAAGGAGUCCGAAAAGAAUUCAAAGAAGGAUGCCAUUAAGGGAGCCAGCGAAAAUCAUUAUAUUAAAGAUUUCAUUCAAGUAAAACAAAUGUAUACUGCCAAGACAAAAGACACUGUUAAAGGACAAGGAAGAGAGGAAUUUACAUUGGCCUUGUUAUCUAAGUUCAAAUCAAAAUUGGACAAAUUCAAAUAUAAAUCGAAUACUGAGGAGGAUGUCGAUGAAGAGCCUAAGCAAAUGGACGACAGUGUUGUGGAAAAGGAAAUCACUGGGGACGACUGGUUGGCGCACACGUUAAAUUUCAACAGCAAUGUGCCUGUGCUGGCCAAAGAUGCAUCUACCAAAGGUGAUGACUGGUACGAUGUUUACGAUCCGCGUAAUCCCCUUAAUAAACGCAAGCGAGGCGCAACAGAUCAUAAUAAAUCUGCGCAUAAGUCAAAAUCCUCUAGGUAAAAUAUUU